AGAAAUGUUUAGAUUAAAAAUUAUAGAUUUUAAACCAAAUAAGAUAACUUAUAUAAAUUAUGUUAAAUUCCUUUGUGAAAAUGAUAAAUUAGAUGAAGUUAUUGAAUUACUUUAUAUAAUGGAAAAUGAAGGAAUUCAACCUAUUCAAAGGGAUUUUGUAAUUUCUGUUAUUCAUCCUUUGGCUAAAAAUGAUUAUCCUCAAUUGGCUUGGAAAUUACUUUCUCCAUAUUUAAAUACGGAAUUUGGAUUAUCAAAAAUUUAUUCAAAUGAUUUCACUUUAAUUAUUGAAGCAUUUAUGAGAAUUAAUGAUUUUAAUUCUAUAAGAAAAGUUUUUAUUAAAAUGAAAUUAUCUGGUAUAAAUCCUGAUUAUAAAGCUGAAAAAAUUCUAGAAAAAAUUAAGGAUCAAUUUAUUGAAGAAAAAGAUGAAUCAUGCGAAUAU
Molecule: messenger RNA, 439 nt
Organism: Rhizophagus irregularis DAOM 181602=DAOM 197198
Lineage: Eukaryota; Fungi; Glomeromycota; Glomeromycetes; Glomerales; Glomeraceae
Source: RefSeq, a predicted model, not a curated record